Messenger RNA from Cotesia glomerata, 2804 nucleotides. RefSeq names its product A disintegrin and metalloproteinase with thrombospondin motifs adt-1 (gene stl). Gene Ontology annotation, molecular function: metalloendopeptidase activity. Lineage: Eukaryota; Metazoa; Arthropoda; Insecta; Hymenoptera; Braconidae. The transcript has 3 exons. The record is from RefSeq and is a predicted model, not a curated record. Bases 358 to 2604 code for a protein of 748 amino acids. Gene Ontology annotation, biological process: proteolysis.
UUUUUUAUACUUUAAUCCUUUUUUUUUCUUACGCUCUAUUAUUCAUCAAUACAGUUCUAAAAUAACUCCGGACUGUGAUGGGUUGAUAUGUUCACGGUGAUGCCACUUUAUUCGAAUUAUAAAUAAAAACUUAACAAUGCCUGACUAAAUAAAAUAGUAGUAUAAGGUAUAGAUAUAUUUACAAUUACUAAUAAGUGCACAUAUUUAAAAUGCAAUAUAUAGAUAAAAGGUCGUUAACUUCCAUACAGGCACCUGCAUAUUUUGUAUUCAUAUUUUGUUUCUAUGACAAUAAUGCAACUAAAUGCACUUGAACUCGUAUAAAUUCAAGAGCAACAACUUUUACACUUACUUUUCAUCAUGAAUUCGUUGAGCUCGCUAAUAAUUUUAAUCAUUAAUUUAAUUAUUUCAUCAGCAUCACAAGAUUUGGAUAUUAUUUAUUUUCAAUCCCACAAUUCUACAAAAUCUGAGAUUCCAAUCAGUUUUACUGCUUUCGGCCAGACCAUAAAGCUUCAAUUGUUGAGAAAUGAUAAAUUAUUAGCUCCUUUUUUUCAAGUUUGGCGUCACAGUGAUUCUAACGUUAUCGAAAGACUAGAUGAAUUAAGUAAGCCACUAUCAUGCCACUACAUACAUCAAGAUGAAUUAAUUACGGCUGCCGUUAGUUUGUGCGAAGAAGGACUGCAAGGAUUAGUAAUAUUAAACAAUUUCACUCUCGAAAUUACUCCAUUGGAUAAAAAUGAACAAGUCAUUUUUGAAGAUGUUCGUUAUGAUGAAGAAAUGCCGCAUGUUGUUAAGAGAUCUCAUUUAUCAUCACUUUUUUCGCCAUCAUCAUAUUCACCGUAUAACUUCAAUUCAGGGUAUAAAUAUCCACAUAUAAAUUCAAUCUUGAAUACAUUUGAAGAAAGACCUCGCCGAAAAUUGACUGAUGAAUUGACAGUGGAAUUAGCAGUUUUCUUUGACGAAGCAGGCUAUAAAUUAUUUUCACCUUUCUUUGAUCACAGUGAAAAAAAAUUGCGUGAUAUGCUGUUAGCUUACAUCAACGCUGUACAAGCUCUUUUUUAUCAUCCUAGUUUGGGGAAAAGAAUAAAUAUUGUUUUAGUACGAUUAGACAUGAUGAAACAUCAACCAGCCGACUUGCCGCAUUACAAUGGUGAAAGAUUGAAAUUAUUAAAUUCAUUUUGUAAUUAUACUGCGGCUAAAAAUCCUAAAAAUGACGAUGAUCCAAAUCAUUGGGAUAUUGGUCUUUAUGUAUCAGGAUUGGAUUUUUAUGCAUAUGAAAAUGGUGAAAAAAAUAGUGUAACAAUGGGUCUGGCAACAGUUUCUGGAGUUUGUUUAAAUUCAUACGCUUGUGUUAUUGCUGAAUUUGGUGUCACGAAUCGAUUUGGUAAACCGUAUCCAUCUGCUGGUUUUACAUCAGUUUACAUUGCAGCACAUGAAAUAGGUCACAACUUAGGAAUGCAUCACGAUUCAACAGGUAAUUCUUGUUCUCGUGAUGGCUACAUUAUGUCUCCAAGCCGAGGUACUCAAGGAGAAACAAUUUGGUCUUCAUGUAGCCGAGAAGUAGCUAUUGAUUUACCACGAACAAAACCAUGUCUACUUGAUAAAAAUUUAGAAAAUUUUGACAAGACUUUGGACCAUUCAAGAUAUCUGACAUUACCCGGACGUACAUGGACUGUAAAAAAACAGUGCGAAUUAUUAUUGAGAGAUAAAGAUGCUGAUGUUGUUACACUUACUAACGCUUGUCAUACAUUAUCAUGUCGUAGUCCACAUCGUAGUGGUUAUUAUUAUGCUGGUCCAGCUUUGGAAGGAACCAUUUGUGAAGAGGGUAAAGAAUGUCGUGGCGGUGAAUGCUUACCAGCCUUGCACUUUUUAAAACCACAAUCUUCUGGAGUUAAAGGCAAUGAAGGUUGGAGUAAAUGGAAAGAAUCCUCUUGUAUCAGUGGUUGCAUAAAAAAAUCUAAAGGAUCAAAAAUUAAACAAAGAAUUUGUAAUAAUAAUCAAAAUACUAAUGGACAGCAAUUUAAUGAAGAUUGUAAAGGUCCUCAUUAUGAUGUAAUGAUUUGUAAAGACGAAAAGCUUUGUAAAAAGCGUAUAACUGCGGAGGAAUUUGCUACGAUCAAGUGUCAAGAGUUUAGUGAACAUUUGCCAGAAUUAGAUAAAUAUAGUUCAGGCUUACAAGCCCCUCAUGAAAUAGGAAGACCAUGGAUGGCUUGUGCUAUUUUUUGUCGACGAAAAGAUAUUGCUUCUUAUUAUACACCACGCAUUGAAUUAAAUGAUCUUGGUGUCGAUCCAUAUUUUCCUGAUGGUACUUGGUGUCAUAAUGAGAAUAAUCAAAAUUAUUUUUGUCUUCAACAUCAUUGUUUGCCGGAAGAUUUUCGAUUUGCUAAAGACGCGUUGAGACGGACUACCACAGAUUUCAAUAAUUUAGGUCCACAAAAUGCUCGACCUGAUCAGUAUAAAAUUCCUGAUGAAGUAAUUAAGUACUUAAGCUUAGGUAUUAAUGGUUUACCAUUGUCAAAGAAUUUUCCAUCAAAUGUUACAUCCAACAACGACGAAUGGACUGAUGAUGAUUACAUUGAAUUACCGGAUGAGUUAUUAUCAAAUUAAUUAUUCUAAUUUAACAAUAACCAACAAACUCACAAUUAGUAAUUCUGGUGAAAAAAUCGUAGAAAUUGCAUGGAGAACUUGCAAAUAAAGAUGAAAUUCCUUACAGAAUUUUGUAAACCAUACCACAUAUAUUCCGUUAUUUCUUGUAUUUUAUAUAAUUCAUUUCUUUUUCGGAAAAGUAGCUAUUUUUUUCAUUUAAU